This is a messenger RNA of Paramormyrops kingsleyae, 1654 nucleotides long. Its product is annotated as protein yippee-like 3. The record is from RefSeq and is a predicted model, not a curated record. Lineage: Eukaryota; Metazoa; Chordata; Actinopteri; Osteoglossiformes; Mormyridae.
GCUUCCGUCCUCUGAUUGGCGGAUGUUUUGGGUUUGUUUUUUUCGGGGUACUGGUGGCGCUGCGAAUUGAGGUCGCGUUUUGAACAGACUGCACAUUAUUUUCGUCACGACUGCGGCCGAAACAGAUCUGGGAAUCCGACAGUCGUAUGAAAUUCUUACUCUGGAUGUGUUUCAUGGUUUAUAUAAAACCGCCGAAAUUCUAGUGUGGCUCCUGUUUAGUGUGGGCGUGACCUCCCAUGCGGCAGCUCCAAACCCCAUGCUGGGCUCUAGCUGACGUAUCAGCGUUUCCUUCGGGUUAAAGCAGUUAAACAUCUGUUCGCGAUACAUUAGGCCUGUCGGUAAGAACACAAAUUAUAGGUGAACAUCGGUGUUUGCCAGAUAGUGGUUAAUAGUUGUCUGCAGUGAUUUGUGUGCUUUGUUUCGUGUUGCAUGCGAAACUCUGCUUGUAUAUUUUUCUGUAUUUUUAUUAUAUAUAGUUAAUAUGUAUUGUAAAUAGUCAAUGUUAUCUAUGUUCUGAACAGUGCCUGAUAUGUAGGUCAAAUGCGUUUUUAUUCUAUUUCAAGAUUUAAGCAGCAUCGACAUUGUCGGUUUCUUGUGUUUCAAAGCUGUGCUUCGCCUAACGUGACUUUUCUUGUUUCUAUUUCUGUAAUAUAAAUAAUGACGUAUUAUCUCCUAUUUCAGUUACUUCCGCCCAGAUACAUGGUGAAGUUGUCGAAGGUUAAAACUUUCCAGGCAUACCUGGACUCCUGUGAGCGUAAGUAUAGCUGUGUCCAUUGCCGGGCACACCUGGCCAGCCACGAUGAGCUGCUUUCUAAGUCUUUCCAAGGCAGCCAGGGACGGGCCUACUUAUUCAACUCUGUGGUGAAUGUGGGCUGCGGGCCGGCUGAGGAGCGCCUCCUGCUGACAGGGCUGCACGCGGUGGCGGACAUUUACUGCGAGAGCUGCCACACCACCCUAGGCUGGAAAUACGAACAAGCUUUUGAACUCAGCCAGAAGUACAAGGAGGGGAAGUUCAUCAUCGAGGUGUCGCACAUGAUCAAGGAUAAUGGGUGGGAGUGAGACGGUGCCCCAUCACUCCCAAAGGACUUACAGAUACAGCACAGUGUGUGUAAAUGUGUGUUUUUAAAUGCCCCCCCCCCCCCCGUGUAACUUGGACUGGUAUGUAUGUGUGUAUUAUGUAUUUGUGUUCAAAGAGAAAUUAGACCCUUCAGAUUCUGUGGUUUAGUAGAAUACAUGGUUUAUUGCAGGAUUCUUGAAUUGCAGAUUACAUUAAUAAAUACUCUCUUUGUGUUUCUAAGCUAGUUUGCACAAUAAAUUCUGCAUUUGUAUUUUUUCCCACAGGUUGAAUAAUGUGAAAGCAAGAAUAGUAUGUAGAUGUAGAGGGAGAGCAUGUGAAAUGGCUGGUGUGUCUGUUGAGACUGUAAAUACUUUUGUCAGGUUCAGCUGAUGUGUAUGAAGUACAUUCUGAUGGUGUGACAAGUUUGUGUGCUAUGCGUUUUGGGGGAAAAUGUCUGUAAAUAUGUAUAGAAUCGAAGCAUUGUGUACAGUGUCUCUGUCUCAGAAAUGUCUGACUGUAUAGUGUUAAAAAUAAAUAAGGAAACUGAUCCUGGACAUUAUUGUAAAAUGAUCAUAAUAAAUUAUUUAUAGUACCUGG